AUUUAAAUGAUUUGAAGGUAGGUGCCAUGCGUCUUCUUACAGCACCCAGGCUUUAUUCCCCCUCAGUUCCACUGAUGAUCCAUGUCUUUGCCCAUUUUUAGAUCAGCUGGGAGGUGGCCAACAUGGCGGGGGGCCAGUGGCACAAUUUUUUUUAGGUUACGGUUGAAUAGUCUGUUUUGUUGAUUAUUAAUCAACCAUCUUUUCACAUAACUUACUAAUAUGUUUAUAUAUGAGUGGACAGGAAGAUGUGCGUCCGUUUUCACCGUGACAAACACUUUUUUUCAUGUUUGUGACAGAUGGACAGUACUCCUUUAUUAUUAUUCCAAAUCUGAUCUCGGUAAUGAAGUUAUAUUUCUCACCGAGCUGUCCACGUUUAUUUCUCCUGCGUUAAGGAGCGCACGUGGAGAAAUAUCUCAGAUGCGCGUUUUGUAGUCCAUCCUGAACUUUGUAGUUUUAUCAGAAACGCGUCGAUAACAUCCGCCGUCGCGUUAUGACGCGUCAGAGCGCUUGCAUUCUCUGGACACUGUGGAUGUCUUUUUUUUUUUCCUAAGUUCUCGUGAACUCUCCUUCACAUCUUUCCUUUGGUCUCAUCAAUGUCAAGGAAAAGUGUUUAGGAAAGAACAUAGGAGUUUUUUUUAAUAUAUUAUUAUUGUUAUUAUUCAACCGUAGCUUCAAAACGGCGCUGUGAAAACCUCGUCACUCAUGCUGUCCACUCUGUCUUGGUUGCAGGAGUUGCAGGCAUUGCGGUUGUGCAGGUGGUUGGAGCGCUGUUUAUCCACCUGGAUACGUAACGUAACACACGACAUAAACAAGUGACAUGUUGCGGAGUUACAGUACUGUAAUACUGCAACGAGCCACACGAAGGAGGAAGCAGUACCUAACAGAUGCACGACAUGAAUAUCAUGCUUUAUAUAAAACUAGACUCAUGAUGAUGAGAUGAUUUAAAUAAAAGUCCGUCUCUGCUUCAAAACGACCGAGCGCUAAAAUAAUCUUUAAAUCACAUACGGGACUGCGUAAGAACUACAAACCCCAUCUGCGCAUGCUCCGCUGUGCCUGUGGCGUGCGCUCCCGGUCCAGUCUUUGGCUCGUUUGUUUUAAAACCCUUUUGGAUGUGACGUCUCCGGCAGCUAAUGUCUUACACGGAUUAAACAUGGCUCCUUCUCACGCACUGAGGUGGUGUAAACGGGCUCUGAACUGGGUGCCCGUGCUCUUCAUAAACCUGGUUGUAGGUUGGUCUUACUACGCGUACGUCGUGGAGCUCUGUGUCUAUACUAUCCCAAAUAAUGCAGAACGGAUCAGCUAUUUGGUCGUCUUUCAUGUUUUCCUCACCAUGUUCAUAUGGUCCUACUGGACAGCGAUUGGGUCUAAACCAGCUGGACCCUCAAAAGCAUUCAGUCUGCCGAGCGCAGAGAAGGAGCUGUACGAGCGAGAGGAGCAAGCUGAGACACAACAAGAGAUCUUGAAGAGAGUGGCGAGGAAUUUACCCGUGUACACGCGCACGGCAGGCGGAGCUAUCCGAUACUGCGACCACUGCCAGCUGAUCAAACCCGACCGCUGCCAUCACUGCUCAACCUGUGAGAUGUGUGUGCUGAAAAUGGAUCAUCACUGCCCUUGGGUGAAUAACUGUGUUGGAUUCUCAAACUACAAGUACUUUAUCUUGUUCUUGGCCUAUGCCUCACUCUACUGUGUAGUAAUUUGUGCUACAGUCAUCAAGUAUUUCAUCAAAUUCUGGACCAAACAACUGCCUGACACGCAUGCCAAAUUCCACAUCUUGUUUCUGUUUUUUGUGGCGGCCCUGUUUUUUAUCAGCAUCCUGUCACUUCUCAGCUAUCAUCUGUGGCUUGUGGGAAAGAACAGAACCACUAUAGAGGCAUUUAGGGCUCCUGUCUUCACGAAUGGUCCAGACAAAAGUGGGUUUUCUCUCGGCUUUAGACGUAAUGUAGCUGAGGUGUUUGGAUCCGAAGCAAAGUACUGGAUAUUUCCUGUUUUCUCAUCUCUAGGAGAUGGACAUUCUUUUGUUACUAGAUCGGUGCACAUAGAUCCUGAACAAGCUAACAGCAUCCUCCAGCAAAAUGGCAAAAGUCAAAGCCCUGCUGAUGGGGAGGCCCACCCUGUACACACAGCGGACGACAGCAAAGAAAAGACAGACGGAGGCCAGACAGUCUCAGUAACUAUGGAGAGUGAGCCUUAGCAGGUACACCAGCAAUGAGCUCAUCAGUUAUGAUGCCUUAAACCAGGAGCUUCAGCACCUCCACAGGAGCCAUCCUCCAUCUUCACCCUUCAUCUAGUGUGCUUUAAAUAGCACCGCAACAAUUCUGUUAUCAUGUCAUAAGAGACUGUACGGUGACCUCAUAGACUGCACCAGUCUGAAGCAGAGGCGAUUCAUACUUUGUCUUGAGUCAAAGACAUUCAGACAUUUUGUUAUUAUUUCAUCUAAAAAAACUCUGGGACUGCUUUUUCACCCUUGAGCCAACACAUGUCUUCAUUGUCUACAUACAUACGUCACGUACCUACAUGGAUUAAUCACAUUUUAAAUGUAAAGAAUUAUUGUUUGUCAGUAUUAAUCAAGCUUUAAUAACUAAGCCUGAUCAUGUCUGAUGAAGAGCAGAGGGAGCCAUGCAUUAAUAUAACUCCACAAAAUGGUGAAACAUUUCAACCCUGUCAACUGUUUGUGCUCAGUAUCUUAGUUUCAACUCAGUGCAAUUAUUAAGAGCAGUACUCAGUUAUCAAAUGGUUUCAUUUUGUUAACAUGACAUUUAAAAGUCUUUGUGUUUACAAUUUUAAUAUUUAUUUUUCACAUUAUAGAUUUACACUCUGGUUAAACAUACAGCUUAAAAUGUGAGGACCAAAUCCAGAUUGCAUUCAAUACAAAGUUAUAAUCAAUGAGAUUUUUCAUUUUACUAUAAAUAUUUGUAACUUAUUUGUUUUCAGGGUUUUAUAAUUGCAUUGUCUUUCAGUGUUUAUUGAUUUAAUUAUAGUGGCUUAUUUGUUUCAAUUUAUUUAUUUAGCUUUUUAAAAAAAAAAAGCUUGUUUCUUCUCUUCAUGAAGUCCACAGAGUGUUUUCACUUUCAUGAUCAAUCCUUUGCUACAGUAUGGGUUUGUUUUUCAAUUAAUCGUGAGUGUUAAUGCCAAGGAUUCAAUCUGGGGUUGUUGUUUUUCCAAUUUAAUGAUGAUCCUGAUUUGAAAGCUGGAAAGUAACAGCACAAAAUAAAACUAGAAUAAAACCAUGUAACAAUAUUGCCAGAAAGAUCAGUGACGUUUGAUCCACUGUGUCCUAAAGCGGCAUAGAUGAACCAGUGAUUAAAGAGUAGGCUAGAGUCCUUUCUGUGCUCCUGUCAGCUGUUUCAUGUUCCAUGUCACAUUCUUUUUAGUGGAAAUUAUGCACAGCACGGUGUGACAUUUGCCUGAGUAAUUAGUAGAUGAUAAUAAUGUGUAGAUAUACUGAUACUGGCUGAGUGAAAGCACAUGUGAAUGUACUCACAGUAGUUUAAUAACUAACUUCACUGACUGAAAUGAGCAGCUACAGCUGCUAAUGUGGGAAGUUCUGCUGUUGCGUGAUGUGUAACAGUAAAUGCGAUGUGUGAUUCUUCAUCUUAAACCCUGUUGCACUGUUUGUAACAAAUUAGACAAAUUAAAAAUGUUUACCUGACUGUAAAAUAACGCUUUAUGCUUUAUGGAUUACACAAAUUUUCUGAUGUUUAUCAUAAACAGUUUAAGCU
Molecule: messenger RNA, 3719 nt
Organism: Larimichthys crocea (large yellow croaker)
Lineage: Eukaryota; Metazoa; Chordata; Actinopteri; Sciaenidae
Product: palmitoyltransferase ZDHHC20-like
Exons: 13
Coding region: 1040-2191 (383 amino acids)
Molecular function (GO): palmitoyltransferase activity
Source: RefSeq, a predicted model, not a curated record